Messenger RNA from Pocillopora meandrina, 1298 nucleotides. The record is from the annotation of a GenBank genome assembly. NCBI's taxonomy places the organism in Eukaryota, Metazoa, Cnidaria, Anthozoa, Scleractinia, Pocilloporidae.
UUUAUUUUGCAGUUUAACAUCCGAGGAUUUACACUUCACCGAAAAGAGCUAUAUACUUCGUUAUCAUUACUUUUGGUUACACUUCUUUUUGGCGCCCUAGUUAACGACUUUGUUGCAAUCAUAGACGUGGAGAUGCCUGAGAACUCGACUCACGAGUUCACCUUUGCGAUCCUGGUAAGUAUCACGAUGGGUAAAGACGGAGUAUGUAUAGCAUACAAAUACGACUUCUUUUUAAAAUCCCAGCGAGCGUGAGGUAUAUAUGUAUAUAUACAUACACAUAGUUACGUGUAUAAUCAAAGCUACCGGAAUAUCAGCUGAGAUUUAAUCAGUUAUAAAAUCCUAAAUUAUUGAACCUGUUCGUGCAAGCAUACCGCUUAAGAUGAUUUGUCGCCGAUAUCUUUCAGAUGUUAAGAACCGCGAAGACUCUUGAAGAAAGCAUAGUUUCAAUGAGUCACUGAAUUAUUUUCUACAAUUCAGCCUUUCUAAAAAUCCUUAAAUAAUCUUAGUCAAAAGGCUGACAGGUAUAAAAGUUUCUAAUGGUCAUGGCAGUUAAACCCUCUUCUUCCAUUCGUUGUCUUUCUAGUUGCUCCACUGUGUAUCCUUUACACUCUCCAUCCUGGGUUUUGUUUAUAAUAGUCUAGCCGAGAAAAGCAUUGGAACGAUAUUAGGACAAAUUUUAGUAGGUAAGAAACUUUUUCAGCCAUGGAUGCUAUUAGAUUGCCACACGUGAGAGACUAGGAGAAAGAGAACACACAGAACCUCUCUCUUUCUCUCUCUGGGAGGAGACUUUUUGAAAAACACGGAAGAGUAUUAUUUUUGUACACUUCGUCACCUUUUCAGGUCCGGUCAGGUGUUAUAGGUAUUCAGGAAUCCGGGUGGUUUUUUUUGCCCGAAUAUACGGUACGCAGUUGUUCCUCAGUACGGUUAAUGAUUAUCUCAUCCCACUACCUCUUUCCAAAUUUCCAAUUCCAAGAUUAGGCAGGAAAGUCAAUAAACCAGAAUUGAGUUUGAGCCUUCGAGAGAAGUUGUUGUUCACGAGUACGGAUAGUUUCUUUUUUUCUGACGAGCUAGAACCUUGGAAUCUUGUAAAAUCUAAUUGUAAGAGGAUACAGCCAAUAAAAAACCUUAAAAGAUCGAAAUAAAUUGGAUGACCCAUCAUUCCUUGUCAGAAAAUGAGCCUUAUGUUUUUAAUUUUCUAUUUUCUUUUAGCUUUUAAUAUGGGUUUAUUCGUUUGUCGUAUAUUUCUUGAGUUAGUCUUCCUCGAAUUUCGACCAGAAGAGAUGGCAACUACCACGUAA